AUGAUCUCAACGAUUGCCGAUACUAGAAACAAAGCCCUGGCACUCGGUAGGAAGGCUUGCCAGUGCUUUCCACCGUCGCAGUCCAUCGCUGGAGCAGUCAAAAGCGUUCUGGAUAGCCCUCACGAUGAAAAGCACACCAAGGGAUCGCACGUCUGCGCGAAGCUAACGAAACUGGUCAAGAACCGAGACCAAUUGGACUCUGUACCUCAGAUGUGGGCUGUAAUCAUAUUGUUGUGCAACUCAUCGUCUGUCAGCAUAGUCUCUUGGUCAGGUUUGACAAGCUGGCUGCAGCUGAUCCAGUUAUGCUUCAAUGGCAGCGACCCGACUCUGCGAACACAGGCUAAUCUUGCUUGGAAUCGAUUCAUUUACGUUGCUCGACCCCACGAAGGCUCGAAUGAGAAACUCACAGCGCUGCUGGCGAAACCCGUCAUUGCUCAGCUUGAACGGAACCCACACGACACCAAAGCCAAGAUUACGUCCUCAGCAGCAACGUCAACGUACUGCAAUCUGCUGUACUAUGCCAUGAGACCGACUGUUGCACCUCAACGUUUGAACAAGCUAUGGGACGAGUACAUCGUGAAGGUCAUGCGGACGUCGUUCCUGCUCAACGCCUCAAAUGCAGAUAUGGCCUGUCGAAUCCUGAUGUCCUUGUUCUGGAACUGGAAACCAACGCAAAAGUUGUGGACCGAGAAUCGCGCGCACGAAAAUCGUCUCAUGGACCCGGAUGAACUGCCUACACUUGACUGCAAAUGGGUCAGAAGCAGAGCCGUGCCAAUCACGAAGUUGUUCGCUGCCCUCUUCAAGCACUGUUCAUGGGGCCGUGCGGACUCGGUGGACCAAGCAUAUGUCUCAAAAGCGUGGCGCUCCUUUGUCAAGUCCGUUCGAAGUGCCAGCGUCAAGGAGAUCAAGAUGACUACAGAAUCUCGCACAUCGAUCGCUGCAAUACUUGACUUUGUCGACAAGCUGUCUACAGACUCGUUCAAGCAGGAUGGAGAUACUGAUGGCGAUCAAACAAUUCUGGUCCACGAAGUCCUAUCGAGUCUCUAUCGGACCACCACGGCUGAGCUACAUGUUUCGGCUAUCCUCGAGGUGCUAGAAGCUGAUUCAAAGGCGCAGUCCACUCCAGUUCUGUAUGCGCUAAUUGCUGAGAUGCAGCGAAGCACACCAACAAUCGGCUCAACAGGGGCUCCGAAGCAGCACGUUGAUAGUGUAUUACGCCUGCUAGAAGUGCUCAAUGCCGUGCUGAUCGGCGCUCAUGUCAAUAGCAUAUACUCUGCAGAUCUGCUGUGCAAGGGCUUGAGUCUGUUGAUGCCUGAAUAUGCCGAAGAUGGCCUGUCCAGGUUGGCCGCAUCAUUAGCCCUUAACGUUCGAGAUGAGUCCCGUGCUCAACCAUCGUCUGCAGCGAACCGACUUGCGCAGAUUUUGACGAGAGCUCUGGGUAGUGUCGGGCCCCCAAACGUUGAGAAGCUCGAUGCUGUGUUCGCAGCUGCCUUCGGGUCGGUUCACAGAACGAUUGUGAGUUCGGUGUCAGAUCUUUGGAACAAUAAGUUUGGCGGCUGCGAUGACCUGCACAUCGGGCCGCUGUUAACGGACGCACUACAGCGUCUCCGACCAUAUGUGGAGCUUCGCAUGCCGCCAGGCUGCAUGGACAGCUGGACGGAGGUGCGUGACAGCAUUCCAUCCUAUGAAACGCAGGACUCUAUGCCUAUCCAAGAGCUGAGAGGGAAGCAGGAGCCCCUGCUGGAGGGUGCGGCAGAAAAAGAGAUCGUUGCUACCGUCGAGCAAGAACCGGCCAAGGACCUGAAGAAGAUCAGCAGCGCAACGACCCGAGCCAAACCACGACACGCGGAUUCUCAAGUCGCAUUUGUGCCGAUCGAUUCAUCACCACCCGCGGAAGUGGAUUCUCAGCACUUGACAGAGCAUCAGCGUGAGGUUCGCGAUAAGCAGCGAUCCGGGCCUGUUGUCGUGUUCGCAGAUCUGCGUUCGAGUCCAAGACCGGCAAGCCGAGCACCAUCCGAAUCGAGGGAUUGUGGUCUGGCUCGCAAAGCCGCUGGGUUGGCAGGACGUCCGAGCACGCCGCCCCUGCCUGAUCAAGGUGAUGAGCUUGAGAUACAGCCUUCGCCGACCCCAAAAUCCCGAUAUGCCCGCAACAUAGCCGAAGUUGAGAUACCAUCCUCACCACCAUCGAUGCAUGGCCACCAAGCACACAACGAAUCAUCAAACCAGCACGCAGUUCUACCAGCCAGGAACCUCGAGCAGGACAGCAACCACCACACAACUGCGCGGUCUGCCAUGCUAACAGUACAGCCCGAGGAGGCGGUCUCGAAGCCUGACGAGAUCGCAGGCAACAGGAGUCCACUCUUGGAAGCCAUUGUUGACCAUGCGAUCGACAGUCCAUUUGACACCCACGAUGUCGAUUCUUCUGAGGUCGUUCGUGGGACGGAAACGCCCCUUGUCGACGAGAACGCCGAAAUGUAUGAAGCUGAGGGGCACAAGAUGGACGUUGACGAACAGCCACACCACCGUGCACAGUCCAGGGAUACACCAGAGGUGCCUGAAUCUGAGUCGGGAAUAGCGGAGACUCCGAGGCACAAGCAAAUGGCUCACGUGGCGGUCAGUCCAAAGACCGACCUUGGUGCACAAGCCGUCAUCGCCGUUGCUACGUUCAAGGAAGCCGUGGCUGCAGUCGAAGCAGCCACAGUUCCUGAGGUGGAAGCAGUCAGCGAUGAUGAAGCCACUGGAGAGGUCCCGAGGGACAUUGUCGCGCCAGAAACAGUAAAAGAUCGUUCCCAGGGUCAGAAUCCAAAGAAUGCUAGCAGUGGAGCUGUUCUCACAACGCCUCAACGGCAGUCCAGCAGGAUCGACAGCGUCCUGCAGCAGAUGAGCGCAUCUCAGCUGUCCAACGAUCUUGACUGGUCUGUAGUGCUGGAGGGCCUCAAUGACAGUCCUGUACCCUACGAAAACAGCCGCCUUGAGCUAGCCAUACCUCUUGGACUUUCGCAGACCUCUCAAGGAGGGACCUCAAGCCGCAAAAGAAAGAGCUCUUCGAAAAAGAACUGGUCUCGCAGCAAGAAGAGGAAGACCCAAGAGACACAGUCAGCGUCAAGCAGGGAAAGCCAAGAAUCAUUUAUCAAGACAGAAGCGGAGGAAGGUACCAAGGUGGCCGACGGGAACGAAAGCGAUGGGUCGGACGUAAUCGAGGUCAUAGUACCAUCGAGCUCACCUGAGCCAGGCCCUGAGCCUGAGGCGGAUGCUGAUGGAGAUAUGUUUGUUGAUGCACCUGAGUCGCAGGACACGAUCGUGAGGAAGCGUGGAAGGCCAGCAAGAGUCAGCGCAAGCAGUCUUCGGCGCAAGAAGACACCACCAUCGUCGCAAGCAAGUCAACAGCCAGCUUCGGAAGGUACUCGUCGGAGUCGGCGGUCAAUCUACUCUCAAGAGCUGGAGGAUCCUCCACACCUUCAGCCCGAGGUGCAAGCGAGUGGCGAGACGGAGCAUCCGGCUGAGGAACAGAUGCGCGCCGACAAUGAGGCCACAACUGCGACAGACGUGUCCACCCCGGCGCCUCAGCCAAUCAACGUCUUGGAGUCGCUUCAGAAGACGCUUGACGCCGUGAAGAAUGCUCCGGCAGGUUCGCUCGAUCUGAGGGCUGUCGACGAGCUAUGCUUCCAAAUCCGCUUCCAGGCGCAGCUGAGAGGAGCAGCGGCAGGCGGUCAGUCGUAG
Molecule: messenger RNA, 3720 nt
Organism: Cyphellophora attinorum
Lineage: Eukaryota; Fungi; Ascomycota; Eurotiomycetes; Chaetothyriales; Cyphellophoraceae
Product: Telomere length regulator protein rif1
Exons: 1
Coding region: 1-3720 (1239 amino acids)
Biological process (GO): telomere maintenance
Cellular component (GO): nucleus
Source: RefSeq, a predicted model, not a curated record